Messenger RNA from Klebsormidium nitens, 1707 nucleotides. Lineage: Eukaryota; Viridiplantae; Streptophyta; Klebsormidiophyceae; Klebsormidiales; Klebsormidiaceae. The record is from the annotation of a GenBank genome assembly.
AUGAAGGUGUACGAGGCGUGCUGCUUCAACGAGCCGCAGGGGGGUCUGGAUGGCCUUGUAGGAGAGGGGGGCGAAACGGAGGCGGAGCGGAAACACAAGGAUAAGAGGGGGGAGGCAAGGGUGUGCGGGCUUGUGCGGGCUGGAUGCAAAGCUCUGCAGAAACGGGGGUCCGAGCAGGCUGGUGUGCCGGAGCGCUUCAAAGAACACUGCGCUCGCCUCGAGCUUAAGCCAAACCUCGUUGCCUUCAAAGGGCAUCGGUACUUAGCGCUGUACCGGAACUCGGGGGAGCUCCUAAGGCUGCAAGGCGCCAUCCUCGAUUUCCUCGACGGCAGGGAGGAUCGGGGCAAGUCUGUCUGGGAGUUGAUCCACGGCGGGCCUCUUAACAAGCUCCUUCUUGCCGUCCGAGAUGGGUUCCGGUACCCGCUCAUGCUGGCGGGGCUGAAAACUCUUGGUCUUUUGGAGAAGCAGGCGGCAGGGCGCAUUAUGAUGGCGUUCAAGCGAAGUGGGCACAUUCUGGAUGCCAACACUCGUUACCUCGAGAUGCGGAAGAAGUUCACGCGAUGGUCAAAGGAUGCGACCGCGUUCCUGGAAGGGGAGUUGCUGUUUCCGGACUUGGGGGAGCGGGAGGAGGACGAAGUGCUGGAUGCGCUCAAGCGGUAUGUGGAGCAGGACACGGUGGUGAAGGAGAUGCUGGAGCUCAACUUCUGCGUCUGGUUGGUUGUGCUAGAGAGGAUGGCAAAAGAUCAGCUUCCGGAAGGGAAGUUUGACGGGGUGAACGAAGGGAAGCGGGCGGAUUUGGCAAGUGUAAAGAAGGAGAACGACGUGUCGGAGAGGGACUUUGCGACCCUCGACCGUGUCAUGCGGGAGAAGCCGAACUUCCUGACGAUUGCGCUCGAAGGGGUGCUGCUCUUCAAGAACAAUGGGUCGGCCGGCUGGCUGGGGGCAAUGGGAUCGGAGCGAAGGGCGGCGCUAGUGCAUGCAGCAAUGAAACUGAAGCCGGAGCUGGAUGCGCUCCACCGACAGCGGCAGGCGACAAACCGGGAGCAAGCGGAGACGAAACUGAGGGAGGCGCGGGAAAGAGAGGCAGUGAAGAGGCGGAAGGAGGCGGAGGUAAAAGCGGAGCUUGUAGUGAAAGUGACGGCUUUGGGAGGUCUUUGGAAGUCGGAAGAAGAAGUUGAGAGUGGCCUGGAGCAUGUGGAGCUGCCGGCAGGGGAGUUGGGGGGGAGCUCCGACCGGAUUGCGAAACGAUUGGAGGCCGCACGGCUUGAAGCCGUCAAAGAUCAGCUGCGUUUUCGGAAGCAUGUGCUGAGCGAAACGUACACGGGUGAGGACAUCAACUUCACCGCUGCGGGAAAGGAGCUCGGGUUGGAGAUAAUGAAAGGCAAGCUGGUGGCCCUCCUCGCGGCGCUUGACAAGGCAGCAGGAAAGUCGACGGUUCCCAAUAGGCCGGAGCUUCGGCCUGCAGCGGAAAGAGGUGUAAACCUGAAGGCGGAGAAAGAAAAGUUGGCACCGGAGAUGGUGCCCGAAGUUGAUCGCGAACGAGAAAGGAAUGAGGCGAAAGAGAGGGCUGCUCGGAAGAAGCUGAUGUUGAAGUUGUUUCAAGAAGCGGCGGUGGAAAUCCGGCGGCGCGAGCGGAAGAAGGUAGAAGUAACCCGGAAAAGAUGCAACACUGCCGUUUUGAAUUGUUUGCCGCGCGCACAAGUUUGA